This is a messenger RNA of Vigna angularis (adzuki bean), 1749 nucleotides long. Its product is annotated as DAR GTPase 3, chloroplastic. Gene Ontology annotation, cellular component: mitochondrion. The transcript has 9 exons. Gene Ontology annotation, molecular function: GTPase activity; GTP binding. The coding region runs from base 144 to 1265 and encodes 373 amino acids. The record is from RefSeq and is a predicted model, not a curated record. NCBI's taxonomy places the organism in Eukaryota, Viridiplantae, Streptophyta, Magnoliopsida, Fabales, Fabaceae.
CCAUCUCACAAUCCAUAUUAGCCGAACAGAUCUUGGUAAGAUAAAAAAAAAAAUUCCACUCUCCUUUCAAUCGACACGCCUUUGCGUUCUGCUUCAGUAUUAUCCCAAACAGAGUGUUGAAUGAGUAGUCGCACAGCACAGUGAUGAGUGUUCAGCUAUCAGCUUUAUGGGUCCCCAACUCUCCGUCAAUUCCCACAAACUUCCUUCCCAACCGUGGAAGAUUCUCCGUAUCGGCUCUCUCAUCCCCAUCCCCCACUAUUCAGAUAAUUGGCGUGGGAGGCCCCAGUUCGAGGGAUAAUGGAUAUGGAAAUCCCAACGGCAACUUAUUUGAUGGGUUUCAAGGAGAGAGUGAUCAUUGGAGUGACCUGGACACUGAUCUUUAUCACUGGACAAAGACAUUGCGCCCUGUGCAGUGGUUUCCUGGUCAUAUUGCAAAAGCAGAAAAAGAACUGAAGGCGCAGCUCAAGUUGAUGGAUGUUGUGAUAGAGGUGCGGGAUGGACGAAUUCCCAUGUCCACAAGUCAUCCGCAGAUGGAUAUAUGGCUUGGAAAUAGAAAGAGAAUUUUGGUCUUAAAUAGAGAAGACAUGAUAUCAACUGCAGACCGCAAUGCUUGGGCAGAUUAUUUUACUAGGAAUGGAACAAAGGUUGUCUUCUCCAAUGGGAAGCUUGGAAUGGGAACAAUGAAGCUAGGCCGUUUAGCAAAGGAAUUAGCAGCUGAUGUAAAUAUUAAGCGUAGAGCCAAAGGGCUACUUCCUCGUGCGAUUCGAGCUGGAAUAGUUGGAUACCCUAAUGUUGGAAAAUCAUCUUUGAUCAACCGUUUGUUAAAGCGAAGAAUGUGCCCAGCAGCUCCCAGGCCAGGAGUUACAAGAGAGUUGAGGUGGGUUCGUUUUGGUAAAGAUCUUGAACUUCUGGAUUCUCCUGGGAUACUCCCAAUGCGAAUCAGUGAUCAGUCAGCUGCUAUAAAACUCGCCAUAUGUGAUGAUAUCGGAGAGAGGUCCUAUGAUGUGGCUGAUGUUGCUGCAAUUCUUGUGCAGAUGCUCACAAAGCUUCCCACAGUAGGAGGAGAUACUCUUCGUAAACGGUACAAAAUUGAUGUAGAUAGUCAAAAUGGUAAAAUUGUAUUUUAUUUACUAAAUUGCAGAUUCAUAGAGAAGCUUGCAGUUCGAAUAUUUAAUGGAGAUGUUCAUCAAGCAGCAUUCCGCGUCCUAGCAGAUUUUAGAAAAGGUAAGUUUGGUUGGACGGCACUGGAGAGGCCCUCUACGUGAAGGCACAUGUUUGCAUGAGAGCAGAAUUCUCCAAAGCUUGAUUUGAAAAUUAUAAGACCUUCUGAAACUGACUGCAGAAAACAACUCCAGAUGGAUUAAGAUGAAUGUGGAUAUUGUGGUUAUGAAUGACAUUGUGGAAGAGAAAGGUGAUGUUCCCACAAGACUGCAUUUGAAGCCUUGAGGCACACGAAAGAAAGGAUUUAAAGCUAUUUUUACUAUGUAAUUUGGUGUCAAGCAUCACCGUGUCUGUAUAUAACUAGUAGUGUGCUUUGGGAUGGGAGUUUGUAUGCUUGAUGGUAGUAUAUAUUUAAUCAUUAUAGGUAGAUGUUUCUUAAAAAUGAGGGUUUAUGCUUUUAGUUUUUUAAUGAUCUUCUAGCUUAUAUAACCAAACAGAUAAACAUGGUUGAGCCAAAGCAAUAAAAUGGUAAAGACGAGAUGGUGUAGCUUUGCACGGUUACAUAAAUAUACUACCUGAUCUAGCCCC